UGCACAGUCGCCCCAGGCGGUGCUCUUUCGGCGGCUGCGCCGUGAACAUCGGAGCUGGCGGCAGCAACUCGGGACACAUUAAGAUGGUGGCCGGACAGGACGGCCAGCGCCGAGAAAAGCGCUGCAGUUUCGGAGGUUGCCGCGUCAACAUCGGGGGCAGUAACUCCGGUAGCAUCAGCCUCCUCGCCGACGAAGCCCAGCCGGCCCCCACCACAGGCCCUACCCAGAGCUCGGAGGGCACCAUGGCGCGGACCAAGCGUUGCUCCUUCGGCGGCUGCAGCGUCACCAUUGGGCGCGGCGGCAGCAACUCCGGCUCCAUCCGCCUCCUCACCGAGCCCUCCGAACCGUCUGCCAACCUGCUGGCCUCCGGGGACGCUCUCCUUACGAGAAACAAGAGGUGCAACUUCGCCGGAUGCAGUGUCCACGUCGGCGGCAACAACUCUGGCAGUAUUAAGAUGCUGCACGAGAACAACGGGCUUGCUGCCGCGGCCUCCUCGCCGGAGGAGCGCUCUACGGAGGCAUCAGCGGAGACGAAGACGCGGUCAAAGCGCUGUUCCUUCGGGGACUGCACUGUCAUCAUCGGCGGCCGCAACACGGGUACGAUCACUAGGGCGCAUCAUAUGAUUGAAGGAGCAGCAGGAGGUGCCGAUGUUGAAUCUGAAGUUGGCCGUUACGUCUACUGGCCGAAGUACAGCGUACAGCAAUAAGCCUGGGUAUAUCAUUCCUUUAGGCAAAUCCCCUUUGGACCUUAAUCAGUGAAAAAAACCUAUGGACAAUAUCGCCAUCAUGCAUUCAAAAUGAGUAUUUUUAUUUUUUGGUCUGAAGUCAAAUGAAACAUGUAUAAUGUGUACAACUUUUUGCUCUUUAACUCGGAUGAGAUUUAACACUAUAAAUAACUUAGAGCAAUGUCUUGUGUAGCUAUAUGGGCGUUUGAAUUUAUCACGGACUUAAGUAUUUCAUUAAGCAUGCGGCACUUGAGUAUGCAUGAUAAUGUUUAAGGGAAGACUAUGCUGAAAUUGACAUUUCCAUGAUUAAAUAAGAAGCGCCUUUCGAAAUAUUAUUUUUAUGUCCAGUUUGAAGAAAAAAUAAUAGAAAAGUUGUGGGGUCUCUAAGUUUAACUGUUUAAAGGUUACAGUGAUUGGUAUUAGUUUGCAGGGUCUUACUAAAAAGGUUUCUGCGUUACAAUAGUAAACGUAAAAGGCUAAGGUAAAUAUUUUUGAAAUCAGAAAAGAUAAAGGAACAGCUUCUCUAAGCCAGAAUUGCAAUAUUAUGUCUGAUUUUAGUUUGUCCCUUAUGUCCCUUAAUUGAUUGGCGGCUAAAAUAAAUGGCCUAAGUAAUAGGGCAUUGUUGCUAUGGCCAACAACAACAACGUUUUGGCCGCAUCCGAGAUACGCCCUACUGCUCACUCUACCAAGGGCAAGAAGUAAGAAGUUGUUGUGCUACCGAGGAUUCCAGUACUCGCAGCACAGCAGGAAGGGGGAGAACCAGUACUGGGGUUGUGUGGAGGGCAAAGCAUGCAACGCGCGGUGCCACACGAAUGCAGGCCUGGGCAACAUCGUCAUUGUACUGUGUUCGGAGGAGAGCCUGCGCGUCCUCACCUGGGGCGAGACACAUCAACAUCAAACAACCGACCAACAAGAAGUACGAGAUGUGCCAGCGGCGACUGCACAACCUGGCCAACAGCUUCGAAAACUACAAGGAGAGGGACGAGGUCAUGCGCUACCUGGAGGCUAUUGCGUACAAUAUUAAAAUCCAAGAGUGACUUGGACUUGGAC
This is a messenger RNA of Frankliniella occidentalis (western flower thrips), 1775 nucleotides long. RefSeq lists its product as uncharacterized. The transcript has 2 exons. The coding region runs from base 84 to 707 and encodes 207 amino acids. Lineage: Eukaryota; Metazoa; Arthropoda; Insecta; Thysanoptera; Thripidae. The record is from RefSeq and is a predicted model, not a curated record.